This is a messenger RNA of Impatiens glandulifera, 1624 nucleotides long. Its product is annotated as nucleosome assembly protein 1;4-like. The record is from RefSeq and is a predicted model, not a curated record. Gene Ontology annotation, molecular function: histone binding; chromatin binding. The coding region runs from base 199 to 1332 and encodes 377 amino acids. Gene Ontology annotation, biological process: nucleosome assembly. Gene Ontology annotation, cellular component: chromatin; nucleus. The transcript is spliced from 12 exons. NCBI's taxonomy places the organism in Eukaryota, Viridiplantae, Streptophyta, Magnoliopsida, Ericales, Balsaminaceae.
AGGUCCAUUAUUAUUAGGUCACGCUCUAAGUCUCUAGAGGAGAUUGAAAACUGAACAGGGAAAGAAGUUAGAGCCGCUCACCCUUUCCUUGUAGUUUAUCUUCUUCUCUUCUGUAACCCUAAUUUCGCCCCCCUUCUUCUUCUUCCUCUUUCUCAUAUCUUCAAUAGCCGUUUUAGGUUUUACGAAAUCGCAUACAAAAUGAGUGACAGCAACAAGGAUAUCAUGGAUAUGUCCGAUCUUACUGCUUCCCUACCCGCCGCCGCUGCCGCUCUUAGUGCUGAGGACCGAGCAGGUCUUGUUAAUGCAUUAAAGAACAAACUUCAAGACUUGGCUGGUCAGAAUUCAGAUUUUCUCGAGAGUUUGACCCCAAAGGUUCGGGAGCGUGUGGAAGCUCUUAGAGAGCUGCAGAGCCAACACGACGAACUGGAGGCUAAGUUUUUUCAGGAAAGGGCCAUAUUGGAAGCUAAGUACCAGAAGCUUUAUCAACCACUUUACACUAAGAGGUAUGAUAUUGUGAAUGCUGUUACUGAAGUUAAUGCUGAGACAACACAAAAUCUGGAAGAGGAUAUUGACACCGAAGAGAAAGGUGUGCCCAAUUUUUGGCUCAUUGCACUGAAAACAAAUGAAGUGUUAACUGAAGAGAUAACAGAGCGUGAUGAGGAAGCUCUCAAAUUUAUUAAAGACAUAAAAUGGUUUAAGCUUGAUGAUCCCAAGGGUUUCAAGCUUGAGUUCCUCUUUGAUACUAAUCCUUUCUUCAAGAAUUCUGUUCUGACCAAAACUUAUCACAUGAUUGAGGAUGAUGAGCCGAUAUUGGAAAAAGCUAUUGGGACGGAAAUUGAAUGGCUUCCAGGAAAAUGUUUGACCCAGAAAAUCCUUAAGAAGAAGCCAAAGAAAGGGUCAAAGAAUGCAAAACCAAUCACAAAGACAGAAACUUGUCCGAGUUUUUUCAACUUCUUCAAGCCUCCACAAGUCCCUGACGAUGAUGAGGAUCUUGAUGAAGAUGUGGCUGAGGAACUUCAGAACCAAAUGGAACAAGACUACGAUAUUGGUUCAACCAUUCGGGACAAGAUUAUUCCUCAUGCAGUAUCAUGGUUUACCGGGGAAGCUGCACAGGUAGAUGAGUUUGAUGACUUAGAGGAUGAAGAUGAAGAAGAUGAAGACGAAAAUGAUGAGGAUGAGGAUGAGGACGACGAGGAGGAAGACGAAGAUGAUGAGGAUGAAGAAGAAGUGGAGACAAAGGGGAGAAAGAAAAAGACUUUGGCGGCACCUAAGAAGCGUAGCAGUGUACCAGCUGGGGAAGGUGAGCGACCUCCUGAAUGCAAGCAGCAAUAGACAAAGAAGAGAGGAGCUUCAGCCAGAAAGAAAUGUUUGGGAAAAUUUUGGGUCUUGGAUUGAUUGAUUAAUUAAUUUACCUUGUGUUUUCUUUGAUGAUUUGGUUCACUUUGGAGUCUUGGUUGUUAUUUCCUCUUCUUUACCACCACCCACUCCUAUAUAGCCAGGGUCAGGGGGGAAGGAGACUUUAUUUUUGGGUUUGUUUUUGUUGGUAAGAGUCUUGGCUUCCUACUACUGUGUUACUGCAAUUCAUAUUAUUAUUAUUUAUGCUUUUGUAUUGAACGUUACUCUC